UUGAGAGGUCCGGCUGAAGCACGUCAAAAUAAACAAGCGCCACACGAUCCCUCUGUCCGUGACAUACGUCUGGAAGUUGGACGAGCUGCGUGCGUCAUGUGCUGCGGCUGCAGAAGCGAGCAGCCGCGCGCUCCUGUUCACGCAAACGGAGAGGCGACGAUUUCGCGCGCGCUGCGAUUUAUUUAGUUUGCAGGCAAAGACUCCGGCCUGAAUUCCACUGAAACAGCAGGUCCCCUCCCUUUUAUAUAUAUAUGUGGGUUUUUUUUUUUCUUUCUAUGCGUGUCUCCUUCCAUUCAGCGAUCCAUCUAUCCGUCCGUCAGUCCGUCAGUCCUUCUCCUCCUCCCCUUGGGGCCGCUGGACGAAGAGAGAGGAGGCCGUGAGGAGCGCUCUGCCGUACUCCACCGAGAGAGAGAGAGAGAGAGAGAGAGAGAGAGAGAGAGAGAGAGAGAGAGAGAGAGAGAGAGAGAGAGAGAGGACGCUGUGCCAGGACAUUCGGGCUCAUCAGUGCGGACGGAGGUAGACUUUUUUUCGGGGCGGGGAUGGUGAGGGACUUUCUCGGCACUGCUGCACCUCGAACAGCCAGAGCAAGACCAUGAGAGGGUGUAAGACGGCGGAGAAGCGGCCGUCAUACCCUUGCCUUUGACGACGCCGUCCGUGUGUCCCCUUGCUCAGCCUCUGGAUGGUCGCGCAGGUGACGGAGGGAGGAUGAUGGUUUCGACGAGGGAGGAUGCGAUCAGAUUCGUUUGAGAAAGAAAGAAAGAAAGAAAAAAAUUGUUCCAUACCACAGCUCUCGACAACAAUGACACCGACGCUUCAGGGGAAAACGGUAUUUUUUCUCUCUCUCUCUCCUUUUUCUACUCGAGAUUGUUGAACUCUUGAAAUAAGAUGCGUUACCAAACAAAUGUCACCAUUUUCCCGGUCUCAAGGCUUGUCGGAGCGCUCUGGUGAAACAGCUGUGAGGUGGCGGGAGUCACAUUUAUUGCCACACACUGUGCCAAACAUUGCGGAUGUUUCGAAAAAAUAAAUAAAUAAUCGUAGCUUCUUUUUUUUUCUCUCUCUCUCUCUCCAAUGCCUUUUCAAGUCUUCGGAAACGCGACCGUUUCCAACAUGCCAAGUUGAACGCCGCUGACAGCCGUAGCUUAUACCACUGAUCAUUAUUUUUUCGGAUUUAUUUUUCGACAAUCCGAUCUAUCGUCCGAGGCCUGUGUGAUAUAAGAGGCGCGGAGGACUGUCAUUACAUGCUGUCAUGAGAGUGAAGACAUAAAUGCUCCAGAGAGGUGCAGGGGGGCUGUGGUGCGCUCCGAUGCAGGCAUGAGCCAUGGAGAACAUGAAACAUUCAUGUUGACUCGCCACGGUCUCCCCGUGAUUUCAUGUUGGGGGCGAAGCCUGCUUUGCACGGACAUCUCAACCGACUGAGACUGAGACACCCCACCGCACUACCUUACAGUGUAACCAGUCAGCCAACCGACCACACAUUUAAUUUCCUCACACCCACAAUUGGCCGCUGGCAGAGACGCGCGCAGAGAAGAGACGGUUACAUGGGCGUCCUCGUCUGCUGAGACCAGCGGAGAGCUGCUCGCCGGCUGCAGGCGCCCAGCACAAGCGCGCAAGACAACCCGUUGUGCAUAUGAGACGUUCUGAUCCGGAUGGGAUGUAAUGUUGUGUGGAUGCACAGCUGAGCAUUGGUCUCCUUCUCCGCUGCUGCUUCGUGAAGAUUGGCUUUCGGUGUCCAGAGAAUGGCGCGGUUCGGAGAUGAGGUGCCUUCCAGGUACGGCGGGGGGCCCGGCGGAGGGGGCCCGGGCGGCCGCGGUGGUAGCAGGCAAGGAGGACCCCACGGACACGGUCACGGCCACGGGCAUGGACACGGGCACGGGCACGGACACGGUGCACCCGGAGGGCCCGGGGCCCAGAGAAUGUACAAGCAGUCUAUGGCGCAGAGAGCCCGGACUAUGGCCCUCUAUAACCCCAUCCCCGUGCGCCAGAACUGCUUCACUGUCAACCGCUCGCUGUUCAUUUUCAGUGAGGAUAACUUCGUCAGAAAAUACGCCAAAAAGAUCACCGAAUGGCCUCCAUUUGAGUGGAUGAUUCUAGCUACCAUCAUUGCCAACUGCAUCGUCCUGGCUCUGGAACAACAUUUGCCUGACGGGGACAAGACGCCGCUGUCUGAGCGUCUGGAUGAUACGGAGCCGUACUUCAUCGGGAUCUUCUGUUUUGAGUCUGGAAUAAAGAUCCUGGCGCUUGGUUUCGCCUUCCACAAGAACUCGUACCUGAGGAAUGGUUGGAACGUCAUGGACUUCGUGGUGGUGCUCACAGGGAUCCUGUCCACUGUGGGUUCAGAUUUCGACUUGCGAACCCUCAGGGCCGUCAGAGUACUGAGGCCCCUCAAACUGGUGUCCGGCAUUCCCAGCUUACAGGUGGUGCUCAAAUCCAUCAUGAAGGCCAUGAUCCCUCUGCUGCAAAUUGGCCUGCUUCUGUUCUUCGCCAUCCUCAUGUUCGCCAUCAUUGGCCUGGAGUUCUACAUGGGCAAAUUCCACACGACCUGCUUCGACAAUCACACAGGUGAGAUGCGGGAAGAGAUUCCAUGUGGGACGGAGCCUCCGUCACGGCUGUGUCCAGACGGCACCAUGUGUCGACCGUACUGGCUGGGACCGAACUAUGGCAUCACCCAGUUCGACAACAUCCUGUUUGCUAUUCUCACCGUCUUCCAGUGUAUCACCAUGGAGGGCUGGACUGAACUGCUCUACUGGAGCAACGAUGCCUCAGGGAGUGCAUGGAACUGGAUGUACUUCAUCCCCCUCAUCAUCAUCGGCUCCUUCUUCAUGCUCAACCUGGUGCUGGGUGUGUUGUCGGGGGAGUUUGCCAAAGAGAGAGAGCGUGUGGAGAACCGGAGCGAGUUCCUGAAGCUCAGAAGACAGCAGCAGAUCGAGAGAGAGCUCAACGGUUAUCUGGAGUGGAUCUGCAAAGCUGAAGAGGUCAUCUUGGCCGACGAUGACAACGAAAACGAUUACGACGGCUCCCGUAGGAGAGCCACAAAGAACCAUAAGAGCAAAGCCGAGCUUCUAAACCCAGAGGAAGGGGAGGGGGAUCUGGCAGUAGGGUCACCAUUUGCCCGUGCCAGCUUGAAGAGCUCCAAGCUGGAAGGAUCGACUUUCAAGCGCCGGGAGCGACGGCUACGCUUCUUAAUCCGACACGUUGUUAAGUCCCAGGCCUUCUACUGGACCGUGCUGUGCCUGGUGGGCCUCAACACAAUGUGUGUGGCGGUAGUGCACUACGACCAGCCGGAGCCGCUCUCUGAUUUCCUGAAUUUUGCUGAAUUCAUCUUCCUGGGGAUAUUCUUGACGGAAAUGAUGGUGAAGAUGUACGGCCUGGGCAAGCAGGCUUACCUCAACUCCUCCUUCAACUGCUUCGACUGCAUUGUGAUAUGUGGCAGCAUAUUUGAAGUUCUGUGGUCCAUCAUCCAGCCGGGCACAUCGUUUGGCAUCAGCGUGCUGCGAGCUCUCAGGUUAUUGAGGAUCUUCAAAGUCACCAAGUACUGGGCAUCCCUGCGCAACCUCGUCGUGUCUCUGCUCAACUCCAUGAAGUCCAUCAUCAGCUUGCUCUUCCUGCUCUUCCUCUUCAUAGUUGUCUUCGCCCUGCUGGGCAUGCAGCUCUUCGGAGGACAGUUUAAUUUUGAAAAUGGCACUCCUCCGACCAACUUCGAUACCUUCCCCGCAGCAAUAAUGACAGUGUUCCAGAUCCUGACCGGCGAGGACUGGAACAUGGUGAUGUACGACGGCAUCAAAUCUCAGGGCGGAGUCAACAAGGGCAUGGCCUUCUCUGUCUUCUUCAUUGUGCUCACGCUUUUUGGCAACUACACACUGCUGAACGUGUUCUUGGCCAUCGCUGUGGACAAUUUGGCCAACGCGCAGGAACUGACCAAGGAUGAGCAGGAGGAAGAGGAGGCUGCCAGUCAGAAGAUUGCCCUCCAGAAAGCCAAGGAGGUGGCUGAAGUCAGCCCACUGUCUGCUGCCAACCUCUCCAUCGCAGCCAACAAAGUACACAGUGAGUGUCACAACGCUACCGACCCCUUUCUGGACUGUAAGGAGCAGCAGAAGAACCACAAAGGGAUCAAUAAGUCAGUGUGGGAACAACGGACCAAGGAGCUGAGGAGGCAGACCCUGGUGUCCAGCCGCGAGGCCCUCUAUAACGAGCUGGACCCUGACGACCGCUGGAAGGCAAGAACAGGGAGGGAGGAGCAAAACAAUGUGAACUUUGCACGUAACGUCCGUCCAGACAUGAAGACCCACCUGGAUCGACCCUUGGUGGUUGACCCGCACGAGAACCGAAACAACAACACCAACAAGACUACCGCAAACAAUUCAGACCUUUGCUAUAGCCAGCACCAUCUGGCUGAUGAGCUCCACAGACAAACGCGCCUGCACGAACCCGGUGGCCAGGUAGGAAGUGGUGGUGGCGGAGGAGGCUCGGGGCCGGUCAGGCCUCCAUUGGAGCGGGGCGAGUCCACCGAGAGCAGGCGGAGCCGCAAAGGAGAGCAUCACCACCACAGCUCACAUGUCCGAUUGGAUGCCACGGUCAUCCCUGGGCCAGGCUCGGAGGAGAGGCCGUCCAGGCGCCAUCAUCACACCCGGAGUGGCAGCCGAGGGGGAGGUCAGUCGGAGCACAGGAAGCCCAGGUCACAGCGCAAAUGUGCAGAAGAUGGCGAGGAUGGCGGAGGAGGGGCUGGAAAGACUGGGAGACACAAGAGCAAAGGGGUUGAUGGAGGUGGGGAAGGGGGAGAGCAGGAGGGAGCUGGUGAUGGCGGCGAGAGGAGGCCAAGAAGAAGUCGCCAUGGCAAUCAAAUGGAUGGUGAGGGGAAGAGGAUGUGCCAGCACAGAAGGAAGGAUUGCAGUGUCCCCAACCUCUCUACCACACGACCCAUCCAGAAGACCCUCUCCAGGCAGGACAGCCAGUACAGUGAGGACAUGGACAACCUCAUGAAUACUAAACUGGUCUCCGGCUCCACCAGCGAGGUCCACCCCAACCCAGUUGCCAACCACACUGCGGCCCCUGCCUACGGAUCAGCCCUGCAUCUAGCUAACAGCGGCACUCACGGCAGUUUGGUCACAUUAGAUAGCUAUGGGAGCAUUGCACAUCACCGUGCCAACAGUGUCAUCAGGCUGCCCCACCCUGACUACACAGCUGUAGACAUGCCGAUUUUUCCAUCCACUAAUGCCAUACUGCAGGUCAAUAAGAAUGCCAACACGGAGCCUCUGCCAGCUAAGGAGGAUAAGGACGAUGAUGAUGAUGAGAAGGGAGGCGAAGGAGGACCCAGGCCCAUGCCUCCCUUCAGCUCCAUGUUCAUCCUGUCCACCACCAACCCGUUUCGGCGGGCGUGUCACUACAUCUGCACUCUGCGUUAUUUCGAGAUGUGCAUCCUGCUGGUCAUCGCCAUGAGCAGUAUCGCCCUGGCCGCCGAAGACCCUGUCUGGCCUGAAUCCCCUCGCAACAAUGUUCUACGCUAUUUCGACUACGUGUUCACAGGAGUGUUCACAUUUGAGAUGCUGAUAAAGAUGGUGGAUCUAGGGUUGGUCUUGCACCAGGGCUCUUAUUUCCGGGACUUGUGGAACAUCCUUGACUUUAUAGUGGUUAGUGGUGCUCUGGUGGCCUUCGCCUUCACCGGCGGCGGGGGGAGCAGCAAGGGAAAAGACAUCAGCACUAUCAAGUCCCUGAGGGUGCUGAGGGUGUUACGACCCCUGAAAACUAUCAAACGUCUUCCCAAACUCAAGGCUGUGUUUGACUGCGUGGUGAACUCUCUGAAGAAUGUGCUUAACAUCCUCAUCGUCUACUUACUCUUCAUGUUCAUCUUCGCCGUGGUGGCUGUGCAGCUCUUCAAGGGGCGCUUCUUUUUCUGCACCGACGAGUCCAAAGAGUUUGAGCGCGAUUGCAGGGGCGAGUAUCUGGUGUAUGAACGUGAUAACGAGGUGAAGGCGCAGAAGCGGGAGUGGAAGAAGUACGAUUUCCACUACGACAACGUGGCUUGGGCCCUACUCACCCUCUUCACUGUGUCCACGGGAGAGGGGUGGCCGCAGGUGCUGAAGCAUUCAGUGGAUGCGACCUAUGAGAACCAGGGCCCGAGCCCGGGGUACCGGAUGGAGAUGUCCAUCUUUUACGUGGUGUACUUCGUGGUCUUCCCCUUCUUCUUCGUCAACAUCUUCGUGGCUCUCAUCAUCAUCACUUUCCAGGAACAAGGAGACAAGAUGAUGGAGGACUACAGUUUGGAAAAGAACGAGAGAGCCUGUAUAGACUUUGCCAUCAACGCCAGACCCCUGACACGACACAUGCCUCAGAACAAGCUGAGCUUCCAGUACCGAAUGUGGGAGUUCGUGGUGUCGCCGCCGUUUGAGUAUACCAUCAUGGCGAUGAUCGCGCUCAACACGGUUGUGCUGAUGAUGAAGUAUGACGGAGCUACUGAUACCUAUGAGGGUGUGUUAGCCAACCUGAACAUAGUGUUUACCUCCCUCUUCUCCAUGGAGUGUGUACUCAAGAUCAUCGCCUUUGGAGCACUGAAUUAUUUCAAAGAUGCCUGGAAUAUUUUUGACUGUGUGACAGUUCUGGGCAGCAUCACUGACAUCCUGGUCACCGAGCUCGGGAUGAACAAUUUCAUCAACCUGAGCUUCCUGAGGCUGUUCAGGGCGGCUCGUCUCAUCAAGCUGCUGAGGCAGGGAGAAACCAUCCGCAUCUUGCUGUGGACCUUCGUUCAGUCCUUCAAGGCGCUGCCUUAUGUCUGCCUCCUCAUUGCCAUGCUGUUCUUCAUCUACGCCAUCAUUGGGAUGCAGCUGUUUGGGAAUAUCGCCAUCGAGCAGGACGGAGACAGCGCCAUCAACGAGCACAACAACUUCAGGACCUUCAUACAGGCUCUCAUGCUCCUCUUCAGGAGUGCGACAGGCGAGGCGUGGCACGAGAUCAUGCUGGCGUGUCUGGGGGGUAAAGAGUGCGACCCCCAGUCAGGGAACACGGAUCCAGAGUGUGGCAGCCAGUUCGCCUACCUCUACUUCGUCUCCUUCAUCUUCUUCUGCUCAUUCUUGAUGCUGAAUCUGUUUGUGGCCGUCAUCAUGGACAACUUCGAGUACCUAACCAGAGAUUCGUCCAUACUGGGACCUCACCACCUGGAUGAGUAUGUCAGGAUAUGGGCCGAGUAUGAUCCCGCCGCAUGUGGCAGGAUCAGUUGCAGGGAAAUGUAUGACAUGCUGAGGCACAUGUGCCCUCCACUAGGCCUCGGGAAGAGGUGUCCAGCACGGGUGGCCUACAAGAGGCUGCUCCGCAUGGAUCUGCCCGUGGCCGAUGACAACACGGUCCACUUCAACUCCACCCUCAUGGCCCUGAUCCGCACGGCCCUGGACAUCAAGAUCGCCAAGGGUACGGAAGGCGGUGUCGACAAGCACCAGAUGGACGCCGAGCUGAGGAAGGAGAUGAUGGCGAUCUGGCCCAACCUCUCCCAGAAGACCCUGGAUUUGCUGGUGACGCCGCACAAGUCAGCGACAGACCUGACGGUGGGGAAAAUCUACGCUGCCAUGAUGAUCAUGGAGUACUACCGGCAGAGCAAGAUCAAGCGCUCGCAGGCUCUCCGUGAUGAGCAGAAUCGAACGCCAUUACUGUUUCAGCGCGUGGAGCCGCCUUCCCCCACCCAGGACGGGGGUCCGGGACUUAAAAACGCCCUCCCUCCACCUGAGAUGGCCGAGACUGUCAACAGCCUGCCGGUGGAGGGCGGGAUUCCGGAGAGCCACUCAUGGGUGACGGCUCGCGCUCAGGAGAUGUCGCAGAAGGUCGGCAGCUGGAGUCCCGAGGGACACCCUGAGGACGGCCUGGGAAGCAUGACCAACUCUCAGACGGUAGAGAUGAGAGAGAUGGGGCAGGAUGGUUACUCGGAUACUGAGCACUUUCCACCAAUGGAAGGCCAUGGCAGGGCCGCUUCCAUGCCCCGCCUCCCAGGCGACAACCAACAGCGGAGGAGAGGGAAACAACGUGGCAGUACCCUAAGUACCAUCAAUGACAGCAGUCCCAUGAAACGCUCUGCCUCGUCGCUAGGCCACAGCCGGUCUGGGCGCGGCCACAGAGACAAAGGAGGGCCAGACGACUACAAUAUGGAUCGGGUGAUACCUGAAGAAGGGAGGUCUUCCAGACAUGGGCACCGGCGAAAAGACCGGGGCCAUCGAGCAUCUGAGAGGUCCCUCUGUCGUUACACAGAGGCUGACACAGGCCUGGGCACAGACCUAAGCACAACCACCCAGUCAGGCGACCUCACAUCCAAAGACAAGGAUCGUGACAGAGAUCGCGGCCGGUCCAAAGACCGUAAGCACCACCACCAUCAUCACCACCACCACGGCUCCGUGGACAAGGAACGCUAUGUAGCAGAGCGAGGGGGGGAGUAUGGUCACAGGCACUCACGUGACAGGGAUCACGACCGGGAGAGAGAGAGAGAAAGAGACCGGCGCUGGUCAAGAUCGCCCAGCGAGGGUCGGGAAUGCUUGACACACAGACAGGGCAGUAGUUCGGUCAGCGGAAGUCCUGUCCCCUCAACCUCGGGGACCAGUACUCCACGUCGAGGCCGUCGACAGUUGCCUCAGACCCCCGCAACACCCCGGCCCCAUGUUACCUACUCCCCUGUAGUCCGUAAGGCCAUGCCCACACCACCUGGGGGGCCACAGGGCCGACCCCCAGCCCCAGCCCCCCGGCACUUUUCUCCUGAGCCUCCCCAAGGUCAGGGUCCUCCCCCUGCUGGCCUCCCAAUUGCCCACCAUGGCCCACCCCGCCAGGGUCAUCAUCCCCCGCCUCGUUGGGGAGACAUGGGUGGAGGAGGUGGCUCCAUGGAAGGGGAUGGAUGCUUCUACAACCAGGAGUACCACAACUAUGAGCCCCACCAUGAACCACCUGCCUAUGAGCAGAGUCCCAUGCCGGGUGGCAACCCCCACCCUCAUGCCCUGGUCAACCAUCCACUGCCACCUCCUCCACAACCACAGCCACAUAACCCACAUCCUCUGCCCCCACCCCAGCCACACCCUGUAAACAACCCCCACCCUCAUCCACCGCCCCACCAACAGCCCAGUCGCACCUCACCUAGGACUGCCCACCAUGCGCCUCCACCCACCACCGCCCUGACCGGGCCUAUACAGGGCCAGAUGCAGCCUGCUGCCCAGCGCCGCCUACCAAAUGGCUAUCGCUCUUCUUCACCUUCCACACAUCUCCAUGGACCCCCACAUACUGGGCCUCAAAAGGUACCCCCUCCAGCUGGGCAUCCUAGGGGUCCUCGCAAGGGCCUGCACGAACCCUACUGUGAGACGGAGGACGACGACUGGUGCUAGCCUCUGGGGAUGGGGGAGGGGCAUAAAGGAGGAAAAAGAAUUGAUAGAUGGACCAGAGAUGAAGAUAGGAAGCUCUGAACUAGAGCACUGACUGCCAAGGGAAACCACAAUUCUUUCUUUCUCGUCUGUUCAAUUUUUUCCUCUCCUUCACUGCUUGGCAUGUCCCAGAGACAGUCUGCUAGAUGACGGGACAGGUGUCAGGAGGAAGGGAUGAAACAAGAAUGCUGAGUCAGGAUCUGGAGAAACAAGUGGUGAGCGGGGAGAUAACAAACCACCUCCAUGUUCUGCUUGCAUUGUUGUUGCAUUCAUCUCUUGAUGCCAAAUAAGACCAACCUCAAACUGCAGUUUUUAAGGAUGCAAGCAGGAGGGGUAACGGACACUAGUCUUUGUGUGUCUUAAAUUAUGCCUCUGGCAAUGAGCUACAGCCACUUACAAGAUGUCAAGAGUUGCGACUCGACAAAAGACACUUUACAGUCAGAGACAAAAGAACGACCACUGUUUUUUUUUUUCUUUUGCUUCUCGAAGCUAACUUCAGUUAAGUUGGCUGCAAAAAGAAUCAAAUCCAACCCUCCCAGCCACCAGUUGAAUAUUGAUGAGUUUUAUCAUCUGUGUUUUUAAAUAAGAACAAAACUGACAAUGAGCCCUCCGCCUGUAUGAGGUGAGAUGGCUAAGUGGGUGGGAGAGUUGGGGAUUGUUGCACGGGGUUGACAAGUCCGUCAGUGGAAGUCUAAAGGACAGGAUAGGUGUGCUGGGGAUGUUCAUCCCAUAUCCCCGGAGAACACCGUCCUCCUAGAGAACAAACAGUUUAACCAACCUCAACACAAGACGUGCGAGAGAAGUAAAACAAAAAAAAGUGGAGCUGGGUUUCAGAAACAAAAAAAAAAAA
This is a messenger RNA of Acanthopagrus latus (yellowfin seabream), 10224 nucleotides long. It is a transcript of the gene cacna1aa, whose product is annotated as calcium channel, voltage-dependent, P/Q type, alpha 1A subunit, a. NCBI's taxonomy places the organism in Eukaryota, Metazoa, Chordata, Actinopteri, Spariformes, Sparidae. Gene Ontology annotation, molecular function: calcium ion binding; high voltage-gated calcium channel activity. Gene Ontology annotation, cellular component: neuronal cell body; membrane; voltage-gated calcium channel complex. Gene Ontology annotation, biological process: calcium ion import across plasma membrane; chemical synaptic transmission. The coding region runs from base 1737 to 9338 and encodes 2533 amino acids. The transcript has 51 exons. The record is from RefSeq and is a predicted model, not a curated record.